Molecule: messenger RNA, 3535 nt
Organism: Tetranychus urticae (two-spotted spider mite)
Lineage: Eukaryota; Metazoa; Arthropoda; Arachnida; Trombidiformes; Tetranychidae
Biological process (GO): regulation of transcription by RNA polymerase II
Molecular function (GO): DNA-binding transcription factor activity, RNA polymerase II-specific; RNA polymerase II cis-regulatory region sequence-specific DNA binding
Source: RefSeq, a predicted model, not a curated record
CUUUUGUUCUUUUGCUUCGAGUUUCUUCUUUGCACGCUCAGGUUUCCAUCAAUACUGAAUGAUAAUCAAAUGAGCAAUCUUCAAUUCUGAUGGAAGAAUCUCAAUUUUUAUCCUUUUUGUUUCUCUUUUCGCCUCUUCUCGAGCUCAUCAUCUGCGGUAAACAACUUGGACAAGAACGAAACAGUUUGCAGGAAAAAUGUUCUGUUGACGACAUCAACUCAUUUGGCCAUCAUUAUUAUUACAGAACUUUAUCAUUCUUCAAGUUCAAGGUCGAGAGACGGCCUUGAAUCUCACUCUAACUCUCUCUCUCUCUCUGUGAUAAUCUCCUCCCACUCCUCCCUCACUCUUGGGAGGUAAAGUUAUUCAACCAAAGUUAACAUUAGAGCAACUCUAAUAUAAGCUCAAACUGUUUACCAACUACGAUAUUAUUUAUCAAACCUUUUUCACUCCAUCAACUAAACUUGUUUUUCUCGACUUUCCUUUUCCUCGUCAAUUGUUUACUUCAAUGUGCCAAUGUUAUCCAAUUUAAACGUUUCAAUAUUUUUUUCAAUUAUUCUUGGUUCGCCGGUGGAAAAGGAAAAGUUGAACAUUGAACAAUUUUUUAAUUUUGUUUCAAUUUCGCUUCAAUUUUGCUGUUAAUGUUACUUUCGUUAUUACUCUCACCAUCUUUACCUUUGAAGCCAAUGUUAUCCAAGCCUAUGGAGGAUGAAGAGUUGAGUAAGUUAAGGAUUCGAAAUGACCAUUUUAAACAUUUAACAAGUAAUCAAGUUAAUCAUCUCGAAAGCAUUACUCCAAUCCCUUUCCAUCAUCAUCAUCACCAUCAUCACCAUCAUACCUCACCGAUACACCAUCACACCAAUGUCCAUCAUCAUUCACUUACUGACCAUCAUAGAAACUUCUCUGACCUGGGAUUACCUUUGGUUAAAUUUUACCAGUUCAUCUCGGAAUCACCAAUGAAAUUGUCACCGGUUGCAUCAACACCUCAAGAUUUUCCCCUUGAUUUGUCCAUUCGAUCCUCGCUUACCUCAUCUUCCCUGUCAACCAAUUCAACCUCAUCUUCACCGACAACAACACCAACCGCUCUAGUUGCACCUCUUCAGUUGAUAGUGAAAUCAAGUAAAUCACCGCCAACCUCAACCUCAACCAGCACAAACUCCAGUCCAACCACAGCUUCACCAACAACACUACUCUCAAUAUCAACCUCACUACCAAGUUCACUAUCAAACUCAAGCUCAACUCCAACCAACCUACCAACUUCAUUAGCAACUUCAUUAACCUCACCAUCAACUACACCAUCAUCUUCCCUGUCAACAGCAACCUCAUCAUCCUCAUCAACUGCAACAACAAUAACAACUCUAACAUCAACUGGAACCUCAAAAUAUGCUCAUCUGCACAAAGCUAAAAGUGUUCAUCGUUCCCGAUUGAACAUUGAAUUGGAAGCCAACAAUAACAAGAGUAAAAGUAAUAAUCUAAUUAAUAGUAAUAAAAGCAUCACAACAACCAACAACAACACUGUUUAUAACACAUCAAGUCACAAGAGUGUAACCGUUAAUGGUCAAGCAGUUUACAUUUGUCCAAUUUGUAAGCAAACCUUUGCCCUUCACGACAGACUAGCCAAACACAUUGCCUGUAAACAUCGUUCAUUACACUAUCAAACAGUCACUUCUCGUCGAGACAAGUUAACCUCAUCUGGUUCAACCGAUACAACAACCUCAACCUCAUCCUCAUCGUCAACCUCAAACAAUGCUUCAACAACCUCCAACCUAACAAGUACCACAACCACCGGCACCAAUAAUAACAAUAACAAUACAACCAAAAAUUAUGUUUGCGGUGUUUGUAAGCAACCCUUUGCUCGAAGUGAUAUGUUGACUCGUCACAUGAGGCGACACACUGGCCUUAAACCCUACAAAUGUCGAACCUGUGGCCAAGUAUUUAGCCGCUCGGAUCACCUAUCAACCCAUCAAAGGACCCAUACCGGUGAAAAGCCCUACAAGUGUCCCCACUGUCCGUAUGCUGCUUGUCGCCGUGACAUGAUCACCAGGCAUCUCAGGACUCAUUCAAGAGGCUAUGAACUUCCUGAUAGUUCAUCUUCCUAUGAAGAGCAUGCAGCUAAAGUAUCAUCCCUACUAACUGGAGUCACCGGCCCAUCAACUGGAUCAUCUUCAUCUUCAUCUUCCUCGUCAACAUCUUCAAUACUCACUGGAGGAGCAAAUCAAGGGUGAACACAAUUGAACACCUCAAAGACAACAAAUUUUUCUCUUCUUCACCUUUCAAUUCCAAUCUUUUUUUUCCUCAAAAUUCUAGUUAAUCUUCCAUUUUCCACCUUCAUCAUCCUCAUCAUCAUCUCCUACCUCUUCUCAAUCGCCUUAUAAAAUGUCAUUUCACGAUUCCUCAUUUGCCAAAUUUUCACUUUCCAUCUUAAAUAAUGAUAUUUAUUUAUAUAUAAAUAAUGUAUUAUAGUUAAUUGUUAAUUUUAAUUUAUUAAUAUUGAAUAACGUAAAAAAUCUGGACUUUUAAUUGGACCAAAAUUUAUUCCCAUGAAAACAAUUUUCGACAUUUUUAUUUAUUUUCAAUUUCUCCUCAUUCCCUUUCUCCUCAUUGUGAUAUCAAAUCAACAUAUUUAUUUGAACCACCAAUCACCUGUAAAUAACAUUUCAUGGUCUCACACUUGUGACCAUAAACCUAGUAACUCAAUGUUGACCAAUCCACCAAUUAACCCAUCAACCCUUUUCCCACCAAAAGUUAAAUUAUUAAAGAAACAAACAAAAAUCCAAAACAAAUUUGCCUUAUUGAUAUUGUUAAUAUUGACGAGAGACCAGAAAAAAACAUAAAAAAAGUAAUAACUCCAACAUUCCCAAUCGGCCUUAAUCCCAACUUAUGAUAAUUAACAUUCCAAAUCGGCCAAAUUUACAAUCAACUCGUCACAAUGGUUAGACAAUAAACUCUUAAACUUUUCUUUUGCAACAAUUAAAGUUGCAAAAGUUGAUUAAACACAAUAUGUGAUCUCAAGUGAUUAAGGUUACUUCGUAGGUGUCUAUGUAAUGUUCAAUGUAAUAAUGUGAUGUUCAAGGGCAACAAAUGAUCAACUUGUGUGAGCGUAAAGCCCACUUGGUUAGGUUGAUUCAAUCCCAUCGAGUUGACUGUCUUGCACCACAACAAUGACAACCAGAGCCUAAGAUUUGCUUAGACUUGGAUCAACUCAAAUCAUUUGAAACAAAUGUGCCAAUGAUGAACCCCUUUAAGCCUCAAUCCCUUAAUUGUAAUUAACCAUUUUUGUCACUUUUAAUUGACUAAUGUAAAUUAACAAUGUAACAGCUUUCAAUUGAGCAAAACCUAAAUAUUUUUCUCUCUUCUGUUGUUCAACCAAAUUUACUUGUAAAAUUGUAUCAAAGACCAACAAUCAAGAAUCAUUAUUGAUCAACAAUUUUGCCUCAUGUAUAUCAAUCACAAUGUAACAAUUGUAAUUGCACUUGAUUAAACACUCGUUGUAUUGUAUUGUGUUGAGCUAAAAGAGAAAGAAAAAUUUACUCAAAAA